Messenger RNA from Tauraco erythrolophus (red-crested turaco), 849 nucleotides. Lineage: Eukaryota; Metazoa; Chordata; Aves; Musophagiformes; Musophagidae. The record is from RefSeq and is a predicted model, not a curated record.
AUGUCCAUCAGCGUGUUAGGUGUUUCUGCUUGGAUGAGAGACUACCUGAAUAAUGUUCUCACUUUAACUGCAGAAACGAGGGUGGAGGAGGCUGUCAUUUUGACUUACUUUCCUGUGGUCCAUCCGGUCAUGAUUGCAGUGUGCUGUUUCCUCAUCAUAGUUGGAAUGCUGGGCUACUGUGGAACAGUGAAAAGAAAUCUGUUGCUCCUUGUAUGGUACUUCGGAAGCUUGCUUGUAAUAUUCUGUGUUGAAUUGGCCUGUGGCGUUUGGACCUACGAGCAGGAAAUAACGGUUCCAGUGCAGUGGUCCGAUAUGAUCACGCUGAAAGCCAGGAUGACCAAUUACGGCCUACCUAGGUACCAGUGGCUGACCCAUGCUUGGAAUUUCUUCCAGAGGGAGUUUAAAUGUUGUGGGGUGGUGUACUUCACAGACUGGCUGGAAAUGACAGAGAUGGACUGGCCGCCUGACUCCUGUUGUGUCAGAGAGUUCCCAGGAUGCUCUAAGCAGGCACAUCAUGAGGAUCUCAGUGACCUUUAUCAGGAGGGAUGCGGUAAAAAAAUGUACACUUUUUUGAGGGGGACGAAGCAAUUGCAAGUGCUGAGAUUUCUAGGAAUCUCCAUUGGAGUCACGCAGAUCCUGGCUAUGAUCCUCACUAUUACUUUGCUGUGGGCUCUGUACUACGACAGAAGGGAUCCUGGGGCGGAUCAGAUCAUGUCCCUGAAGAGUGACGCCUCGCAGCAGCUGUCGUGUCAUUCUGUGGAGCUACUGAAACCAAGCCUGACAAGAAUCUUUGAACACGCGUCCGUGGCGAACAGCUUUAGUACACACUUUGAAAUGGAAGAGCUAUAG